GUGUCUCAGUCUUCAACUUGUGAGUUUUCAAACCAUUUAUAAAACCUUAGUGAGCGUCUCCCCCCGGGAGUCCUGGACCUCACUGUCUCACUCACCUCGCUACAUCACAAGUUUAUUUGAUGAAAUUUAUUCAGGGCUGUGAAGCUGAGCUGAGUCAAGCUAAACUCAGCUAUAAGAAUUCUCUGUUGUGAAGCUGUCAUGCUAAUCCAAGCUAAGCUGAAAUCUCAGCUCUCCAGCUGUGAAGCUGACUUGUGCCAAGUUAAAUUAAGCUCUUCUGAUUCCUGCUGUACAGCUGAGCUGAGCUAAGCUGACAGUUUUAUAAACGAGCGAAGUACCAGGAGACAACACAAUGGUUGUGUUAUUUUACCAAGCUGUGUUGUGUUGUAAUAUCUUAUUUAUUGUACAUGGAGAGCAUCUUACAGUCAACUGGACUGAAGCAGGAACUAAAGGCUCAGCAGCUGAAUCUCAUUUGGAAGACCCAGCAAUGAAGCCCCUUGCUCCUUGUCCCUGUGACUUGACUUCAAACUUCUGUAAUCCCAAUUGUUGCUGUGAUAAGGACUGCUCUUCAUUUGACAAAACGUCUUUCUCGUGCCUGCAAGGUUUGGAUGGAGGUCAGUCAACAGAUAAGAUUGUGGAUAACAAUUGUAAAUAUGAAAAACCUUACUCACCAGAAUGGCAUGAUUUCUUAUGCUUUAUAACUGAGAAUAAUCCUUAUCUGGGACUCUUUUACAAACCUGAACCUUCACUUCAUGACUUUAAGAAAUACCUUUCACGGCUUAAGAGCCACACAUAUAGCUAUGAAGAUACUACUACUCGUACUCAGGAUCAACAACAGGAUCCAUAUUACGUAUUUGGAUCUCAUGUGGAAACGGUAAUACUGACAAACAAUUCAGUAGUUAGAAGCAUUUUGUCACUGCCACAGCAAAUUCUAAAUGGUUUGUGUGUGAAUAUAAUCCCUAUUCAUUUUCUUGAAGAUUUUAGCUAUGAAUGUUCUCUGGCUUUGUCAUCAGAGGUAUGUACAUCAGAGUCACGUUUAAGUGCAGCUACGUACCUUCAGAAAGCUAAUGGAAUUGUCAGAGAUCCUUAUGAAGGUUUUCCACAGGUCAUUGGGAAUCUUACUAAUUUACAGAUAAUUAAUGUCUCCGUGGAAUACACAUGCCUGCAAGAUACAUACAAAUUCAUUAAACUACAGGGCUUCAGUAUUUUUGCACAAGGAUUUCCUUCUCAGGUUGGGAAAAAAAAAGAAUAUGAGUCAGAAGAAUGUAAUGAAAAUGAUAUACCAUUUUACAAUGAAACUUCUCAGAUGUGCGAAAAUGUUGUUCUUAGUGUGGAAUACAAUAUAGGGUGGAGAGGACCAUCCAUUUCUGAAGUUAAUGCUAAAAUUAUGAUUGGAACUGUGCCAGUUUCAUUUGAGGGUCUGCAUUUAAAAUAUUUUAGUGAAUUUCAGAGAGAGUCAUUAUUAGAUGAAAAUACAGUGAUGAAAAACAAAAUUGUACGUAACACAACAAGAAAAUUCAUGGCUCCAUCUGCAAGCUCUAAACUCUCUCUCCUGCAACACUUUACAACAAGUUUCCAUCAUAUGGGAUCAUCACACACUUUAAAUGACACAGCAGAAUUACCUUUUAAAUCUGAUGAAAGUGAAAUGAAUAUCACUGAAGAAUUUGAAUACUUGCCAAGUUUAUCUGAGAGAUCUGGCAAUCCUGGAUAUGAAGUUGGCAAGCCUAUCAUAGGGGGUUAUGUUGUAUAUAACGUGAGCACAUACGAUGACAAUACUACGUCAAAGAACUUCCUCUUCAUAGAAGCAGACAAUUCAACAGGACUCUAUAUGUGGCAGCCAGAUGAAAGUGGAGGCUGCAAGACUACUCAGCUGGAAGUGGUCACUUUUGGAGUGGAUAUGAUUUCUGCAUGUCUUUAUUCCUGGAGCAAUAUGAAAAGCUGCACUGAUCUGAGAGAAAUGAUUCAGUCUGUUUUUCAGUCACUGAUCCAACUAGAGGUUGUCAGUAAGCUUGGGUGGCCAAACUUCAGAUCAGAGAAUGACUUCCUUCCUAUAAUUGUGGAUGCUUACCCAAAAAACAAUCACUCUUACAAUGCUGUCUGCCAAGUUCCAUUUUCUCUGGAGUAUAGAAUUCUUUAUCAAGACAUUAGUGAUGUUACAACUAAAAAUGCACUUUCUGUCUACCAAGUUAUAGGUGCUCACAUCAAGUAUCAUCACAAAGAAAUAUUGUUCCACUCUGAUGUAAGUGAAGGAUCUCUUUCUCUGACAACAAGUGUUACAUUCAUGAAGCAUCCUAGACCAUUAAAGCUAUCACGAUUUUGGGAAGCUAUGCAGGACCGCUGGUGCUUAGGUGGGACCUGCUGGCGUGAAAUCCUGCAGCCUUGGACCCAUGGUAACACUGAUGACAGUAUUCCAUCAGCUGAAGGUUACUACACCACUCAUGUCAUAAAUUUGGUUGCAAAUUCGGCCAUAAUUCUGCUUAUCACUCUGCCAUUGAUUAUCCUCACAAUAAGACACAGUCACUGUAUAGUAUAGUGCCUUAUGUGGGUUUGCCAAAUGUGAAUUCACUUUCAUGUGAUGCCCUAUUUCAACUGGCAACUCCUUAUGUGCUGUAUAAUUUACUUUUAUGCAGUAGUGUUGUUUACAAAAUACAGUGAAUCUUACAUCUUUGAUGAAUUCUGAGAGUCUUUCUACUCCCAGAUUACUUGUGAUUGCUACAGCUGCCAUGGGCCUGCUUUUUCUGGUUUGAAUUAAGCACUUAAACAAGUUAGUACACUAAAUAUUAAAAUGCCAGUAGUGCAGGUACAGUAAAUUGUUAGGUAUCACCAUAUCUUUACCUUUCAUAUACCUUUGUCAGGUUUUGAGAGUUUUUCUAUUCCUGCAGUCCAUUCUUAGGCCAGACUUUUCUGGUGCUUGCAUAGUCAAUCAGGUUUUUUUUUUUUUUAGUAUUAUAACUAAUGAGUUAUAGGGUACAUCUUUCAACUAACUGGCCAUAUCCCACCAAAGCGGAAUGGGCCCAAAAGAAAAGCAAAAGUUCCUCUUUUGAACUUUUAAUAAUAUAAACAGGAGAAGGGGUUACUAGCCCCUUGCUCCUUGCAUUUUAGUCGCCUCUUACGACACGCAUGGCUCACAGAGGAAGAAUUCUGUUCCACUUUCCCGUGGAGUAUAGGGUACUUUUUUUUUUUUUUUAACACAGCCAUUUCCCACCGAGGCAGGGUGACCCAAAAAGAAAGUAAAUAUAUAAAUUUAUUGAUUAAAUUGAAUUCUCAUAUUAAUAGAAUUUUCAACUUUGAAAGAAUAAAACCACUGCCUUAAAGCUACCUUGCUGGUAAGAUAUACAAUAUAGGAAUAAAGUAGAAAGGGUUGGAGAGAGGGGGUAAAGGAGGUUUUGUGGGCAAGGAGCUUGGACUUCCAGCAAGCGUGCGUGAGCGUGUUAGAUAGGAGUGAAUGGAGACGAAUGGUACUUGGGACCUGACGAUCUGUUGGAGUGUGAGCAGGGUAAUAUUUAGUGAAGGGAUUCAGGGAAACCGGUUAUUUUCAUAUAGUCGGACUUGAGUCCUGGAAAUGGGAAGUACAAUGCCUGCACUUUAAAGGAGGGGUUUGGGAUAUUGGCAGUUUGGAGGGAUAUGUUGUGUAUCUUUAUAUGUGUAUGCUUCUAGACUGUUGUAUUCUGAGCACCUCUGCAAAAACAGUGAUAAUGUGCGAGUGUGGUGAAAGUGUUGAAUGAUGAUGAAAGUAUUUUCUUUUUGGGGAUUUUCUUUCUUUUUUGGGUCACCCUGCCUCGGUGGGAGACGGCCGACUUGUUGGAAAAAAAAAAAAACUUUUUUUUUUUUUUUUUUUUUAACGUAUUGGCCGUUUCCCACCAAGGCAGGGUGGCCCGAAAAAGAAAAACUUUCACCAUCAUUCACUCCAUCACUGUCUUGCCAGAAGGGUGCUUCUCACUACAGUUUUUAAACUGCAACAUUAACACCCCUCCUUCAGAAUGCAGGCACUGUACUUCCCAUCUCUAGGACUCAAGUCCAGCCUGCCGGUUUCCCUGAAUCCCUUCAUGAAUGUCACCUUGCUCACUCCAACAGCAUGUCAAGUCCUAAAACAACAUUUGUUUUUAGGCUAAAAACAAAGUUUCACAUAAAACCUUAUGGAAGAAUGUCAGAGCUUACAGUGUGUUAUGAUGAAAUUUGUGUGACCAUAAUAUAAUGUAUAUAUGUCACUAGUGACAUGAAAUGAAAUAUUCGUGGAAUGAUCUCGACUUCAUUGGCAGUUAGCCAAGGGCAGUAAGUGAGCAUGUGAUCACUUAGUGUGGUUACUGGAGCAAAGCCAUGCUCAUGGUAGCCCAUCUUCAAUGUUUAGUUUCACUAAUUGUGAUAGAAUUCUUUUUGUAUUCAUUUAGUACCAUUUUGUCUAUCUGUGGUCUCCUGUUUUUCCUGCUGAUGUUGGUUACCAUGUGUGCUCCUUUUCUCCUUUCAGCCAACAUGAGUAUUCUCAAUGUUUCAGUUUUUUCCAUCUCAUAUUUACCAGUUUUGGAAGCCAAUUUGUAGCAUUAUUUGCAUGCACUUCUUUUUUUUUUUUUUUUUUUUUUUUUUUU
Molecule: messenger RNA, 4580 nt
Organism: Cherax quadricarinatus
Lineage: Eukaryota; Metazoa; Arthropoda; Malacostraca; Decapoda; Parastacidae
Source: RefSeq, a predicted model, not a curated record